GAACGCGGCUUAUAAGCAGCAUCACUACGCGCUAGGCCAGACCGGACGGAUUAAGUCCAAGUAGGUAACCUAAGUUUUUAAUUUUAUUUGGUUCUAGGCUAUAUCCUUUUUUAUGCCACGAAAGCGGUCACCGCAACCUAUGGAGGCAUGCAACUCAAGGGGCAACUAUGGACGCAUGCAACAUGCGCGUUGCCGACCCAUUAGAAAUUUUAAGUACACUCCUUUUUUGAAGAAUCCCAUACUGUAGUUUCUCUUUUAUGUCUAGAUUGCCCAAUGCCCAGUUUGCCCACGCAUGCGUCUUAGCUCGGCGGCGCUGCAUUCCCUGCAUCAGUGCAGUACUGCCAAGCUACAGAAAGGUUAGGUUCGUCUAUGUCUGAAAGGUUGAACUCCCGACACUGAAUAUUGAAGUUUUAGGUACUGCAAAAAUCUGAUUGCUAUACUGUGUUUGCCUCUUUAUCAGUGUAGGUGGAUCAAGUGAGAGAGAAGCAAUGAUAUAAACAAAGUGGUUUUGGUUAUAGUCACUGUAGUUUUAAAGGCCGGCCGGCGAAGAUCGAAAAGUAAACAUAGUGUUUUUAUUAUGGCUGUAGAACUAUCUCCGUAUAACUCUCAUCGCACAUCAAAAAUUAAUAUUGCUGUUACAGAGGAGACAGUCCCAGAUAAUAUAGAUGGAUCCAAAGUAUUUUUCAACAAAACUAACAAUACCAUUGAUGGCAAAAUUACUUAUAUGGAUUUCAUACAAAAGAUAACCAAAGGAUUAGUUGACUGUGACAAUGGACCCGAAAUCGUAGGAGAAUCUGUUGACGACCAAACUAUUAAUAUCGUGUUCGUACAUAAGGUUGCAAAAAGGAGUGUUCCAAAUGACGACGAUGGAGUCAACUACUACUUUAAAGAUAAAACUACUCGUAUCGGAUUCAUACAAAAGGUGCUGAGUAUAAAAUUGCUGCAAAUGCUCUUAGUGACUCUAGUUCUGGGCAUCUUUGUAGCAGCCGAAGAGAGGAUCUAUUGGGCAAUAACAUAUAAUCACACUCAAGUACAUAACAUUAUACUAUCCACGCUACUAUUCAUCGCUACAACUACGCUCCUGAUAUAUUGUAAUAAGACCAGGCAUGAAAACCCAUACCGAUAUCUGUUCCUAACAAUACAUCCGUUAAGUUUCGCAUUUUUCGUCAGUUUCCCGACUAUUUACUUGAAGUUUUUGUGUCCGUUUGCAGUAGCUUGGGCAACCUACAUCGCGGCACUGUUUUCAGUGCUGUUCUAUAGCGUCUUCGCAUUGCAAACAGAUUUGGAGUUUGCUGCCAGACACAGUACUGCACUUUCUGCUAUCACGCAGAUAAUUGUUUACGCUAUCACCGUCCCUUUCAUCCACGUGGACGGAUUCGGCGCUCUAUAUGUCGCUCUCUUUCUCUCCCUUGACUACAUUUACAUCUUUUUCGACUUGGAGAUCAUGACUACUAAGAAGUACUGGAAUGACGUCACACCUUCUGAUUUUAUUGAUGCAGCUAUAUAUCUGCAUUUAGAUUAUUAUUAUAUAUUUAAGAAUGUCAUUGUACCUAGUUUUAAAAAAAGUACAGAAGCCCCAGAAGUAGAAUCAAAGUGUACAGAUUUUGAAGACGCUUUGAACUGAAGGUUAGAUAAAAAAAAAUGUUUAAAAAUUCUCAAAGUAAGCUAAGCUAUAACCUACCUACAUAUCAAGAAGAAUAAAAUUCCUAAAGGGAAUUUUAGAAUAAUUCGCAAAAUAAGAAU
Messenger RNA from Leguminivora glycinivorella, 1743 nucleotides. RefSeq lists its product as uncharacterized. NCBI's taxonomy places the organism in Eukaryota, Metazoa, Arthropoda, Insecta, Lepidoptera, Tortricidae. Bases 578 to 1624 code for a protein of 348 amino acids. The transcript is spliced from 8 exons. The record is from RefSeq and is a predicted model, not a curated record. Gene Ontology annotation, cellular component: membrane.